Pungitius pungitius (ninespine stickleback) is the source of this 4826-nucleotide messenger RNA. It is a transcript of the gene rnf220a, whose product is annotated as ring finger protein 220a. Gene Ontology annotation, biological process: protein ubiquitination. The record is from RefSeq and is a predicted model, not a curated record. The coding region runs from base 1003 to 3216 and encodes 737 amino acids. NCBI's taxonomy places the organism in Eukaryota, Metazoa, Chordata, Actinopteri, Perciformes, Gasterosteidae. Gene Ontology annotation, molecular function: metal ion binding; ubiquitin protein ligase activity. The transcript has 16 exons.
CCCUCUCGGUGUUUCAGCAGAGGGGCUGCACGCGCGAUCGCGCUAUCGAUACCCCCACAGCCCACACACAACACACGCGCGCACACACAAUCACACGCACACAUAAUCACACUCGCACUUUGCGCUGCGUUCGAGGAAAGUCAGUCUUUCCCCCCUCUCGCUCUCUCGCCCCCCCCCCCCUCUCGCUUCUCUCCGUCCUCCUCUCUGGCUCCGCUUUGGUAACCUAACGGGGAGGUGUUAACUACUUUUUUCGCUUCCACAAAGCGCCUCCCGUUAUCUCCGGUGCUGCUGCGCGAGAGGCAGAGGUUGCCACUGCUACUGCUACUCCUGCUCGGCAGAAAACUUUUCGGUUUGUUGUGAGGAUAAAAAAAAGAAGAAAAGAAAGGAAGAAAAAAGAAGCAGGCGCCGGAAACCAAGGAGUCGUCUGCGAGAAGGAGCGGAUUGUGCCACGGCGAGUGUGACAACCACUUGAAGAUGCUGAACCAGCUCUGACGACCCACGGAUGUCCACCCCUUCCACGGGACCGUUUGGCUUCGGCAACACAUCCAACAGACUCUCCACGAGGGGAGACUUUUACUGCUUUUCAACCCGAAGGAAAAACCUAACCUUGGCCAUUCAUUAGAUUUAUCAUCGGGACUGAAGUCGUCUAAAUUGUGAAGUCUGUGAAGGACAGAAUAUACCCAACGGGACUUACCUGGCCCAGAACUGCGCUGUUGAAGUUGGCUGGAGACAGAGGAACCCCACUGAAGAGAAACAGACUAAAUUCAUGCUAGCCUAGACCUAGCUAGACUUUGGCUGAUUUCUUCAAGAUAGUCUCCUUUCUCACAAACUGCUCUGAGCUGCUUCCUUAUUAAAGUCAAAUUCUUUCAAAUCUCCAACCCAGAUUCACGCACUUACAUAGACACUUUUCAAGGGCCUUGGACAUUGUCUCAAAUUUGAUUGAGGAGGAAUCAUCUCCUCCUCUCCCCUAAAGUCCUAACGGCUUCGUUCUCCCGCCUAGACAUGGAUCUCCACAGGGCAGCUUUCAAAAUGGAGAGUUCCUCCUACCUGCCCAAUCCCCUGGCCUCCCCGGCCCUCAUGGUUCUAGCCUCCACUGCUGAAGCCUCUCGGGACGCAUCGAUUCCCUGCCAGCAGCCACGACCAUUUGGCGUCCCCGUUUCUGUUGAGAAGGACGUCCAUUUGCCAUUUAACAAUGGUUCUUACACUUUUGCAUCAAUGUACCACCGCCAAGGCGGAGUACCACCAGGAUUCCCCAACAGGGACUUCCCUCCGUCCCUCCUCCACCUCCAUCAUCAGUUUGCCCCACCUAACCUGGACUGCUCGCCGAUCAGUAUGCUGAAUCACAGCGGCGUUGGUGCCUUCAGGCCAUUUGCCUCACCUUCGGAUGAUCGCGAUGGAGUGCCAGUCGGGUAUCAAUCUGCUUUCACCCCAGCCAAGCGCCUCAAAGGCUGCAUGGAUGCAGAUUCCUCACCUCACUUGCGGUACUCCGAUGCAGAGGGGAAAGAGUAUGACUUUGGCGGUUCCCAGAUCCCUCCUGGAAGUUCGCCCAGCAGCGCCUUGAAAGCAGUGGAGGACAGCGGGAAAAAGAUCUUCGCGGUGUCAGGCCUCCUGUCGGAUCGAGAGACUUCCUCCAGCCCAGAGGACCGCAUUGAGCGCUUCUCCCCUGUUUAUGAAGGUAAAUUUAUAGGUCUACCAGGAGCUGUUAGCUGGAGGUGGCCUCCGCUGCUCAAACCACAACAAGGCUUCGCCCUCCACAUGGAGCAGAAACGGCAUAGUGGGCACACUGGGUUAUUUCCAUCAGCGCGCAUUACACACGACGGUAAAAAGAAGAUGUCCAUGUAUGACAGCCAGGCUCCGAUCUGUCCCAUCUGCCAGGUGCUGCUGAGGCCCGGAGAGCUUCAGGAACACAUGGAGACGGAGAUAGAGAGGCUAACCGCUGCAUGCUUCAGUAAGAACACUUCACCCAAGGAUGGAGCAGCCACUCCAGGAACCCCGAAGUCAAUGCUGUUGUCGGUGCACAUCAAGCGCGAGGGGGAGUCUCCUGUGGUCUCGCCACUGUCCUCCGAAGACGCCCACCACUCCGACAGAUACCAGACAUUUUUACGAGUUCGGGCCAACAGGCAAACGAGAUUGAAUGCCCGUAUAGGAAAGAUGAAGAGGAGGAAGCCUGAGGAUGGGGGCCAGGUAUGUCCGCUGUGCAGCGCCCCACUGGCUGGGAGCGAGGAGGAGAUGAGUAGACAUGUGGAACAAUGCCUGAUCCAGCGCGAGGGCGCGCUAGGCGACGACGACUCUGCAGACAUGGAUGCAGAGAAUGGGCGAGGCUUUGAGGAGUACGAGUGGGCGGGGCAGAAGCGAAUCCGAGCGACGGCUCUGCUGGAGGGAGGCUUCAGAGGAACUGGGUUCGCCACGUGUAGCAUCAAGGAGAGCGCGGCGGACAGUGACGUGGACCUGGACGUGGACGGAGACGACACCCUGGAGUACGGCAAGGCCCAGUACACGGAGGCUGACAUCAUCCCGUGCUCCGGAGCCGGGGAGGACCAGGGCGAGGCCAGGGAGAGGGAGGCGCUACGGGGAGCCGUGCUCAACGGUGGGAUGCCCUCUAACAGAAUAACACCCGAGUUCUCCAAAUGGGCCAGCGACGAGAUGCCUUCAACAAGCAACGGUGAAACCAGCAAGACGGAUCCCAGCACCCCUUCAUCUUCCUCUUCCACUUCCUCUUCCUCCUGCGCCCCGCGCACCUGUAAAAACAGUGAGAUCGAAAAAGUGACGGAGGACGAGUCCACGGCGACCACCAUGGAGGCCCUGAAGGCCCGGAUCAGAGAGCUGGAGAGGCAGAUACUGAGAGGAGACCGAUACAAGUGUCUAAUUUGCAUGAGGAAGCCUGCAAUCCAGUCAGGCGCGGAAAUCAAGAGCCUAGGGGUGUGGCCUGGGCCCCGGCCACUGGCCAAUGAGGUCAGAGAGAGGCAGCCUAAGUCCCUCCCCCUCGGCCUGUACUGCCUGUACAGAGGCCUUGUGAUCGGUGGCUACGGCAGCGGCAUAAAGAGGCUCCUCCCACCGCCCUUACGGAGGGACUCCUACACGAUGCCGCUCACCUCCAUCCAGUGCUGGCACGUCCACUGCGAAGAAUGCUGGCUGCGGACUCUGGGGAACAAGAAGCUGUGCCCGCAGUGCAACACCAUCACUUCACCCGGGGACCUAAGGCGCGUCUACUUGUAAAGAGCAACCUUACACACACACCCCUCCCCUCCCUCUCCAGCACCUCUUUCUCGUUCAGAUGCAUUCCUCUUCUCAUCCCGGAUUUUAUUGCCAACCUCAACAAACCACGCUCCUUCCCUGCCGGUUGUUGAGCUGGAUCCGCCCCCUGAGAGGGCGAACAGAGACGCGGCGUUCGUCUCAGACUCCACUGGCUUUCUCUUUUUGUUUUCUCGGGAGGUUCAGAAUUGGAUGAAGAGAAAAGACUGAGCAGAGCUCAACGACUCUCCCACCGAAAACAAAAAAUAAAUAAAGAAUGAAGAGUGGGACCACUGGCAGCCUCGCAGAUAUACAUGUAACACGGAGGGAAUCGUCCCCUCCCCAAUACCCAGCUAAUGCCCUGCUGAGACCAUGUAGCUUCCUGCUGCUGGAGCUUCACCUGAAAGGAACUUCUUAAUACAGAAUAGCUCUUCUUCAACAUUUCCAUGGUGCUGGACAAUGAGCUCUACCUGAAGGACUCAAUAGGAAGCUUGUUGUUGUUCUGAAGCUUAGAGACAGGAAGCUCUGAUCUUCAUGCCCCGUGUUGCAUAAGAUAAUUCAAAGGGCCUGUCCACUAAAACCGAGCUUUCAACCAAACCGAGACUAACCACACAACUUUGAAAAAGGAGUUUGACACUCCUCCACCACCUCUUCUUCUUCUCCUUCUCUCGAAACCCCCACCCUCUCCUCCUCCUUUUCCUCCCUUUUGUGGUGUUCUAGUGAAGUAAACCAAAAUUUCUUUCCCCCCAAGAUGCAGUGCAAGCACAUGUAAUAUAGUUCUAUGUAUGUUUACAAUGUUGGAUGUAAAUGACAUAGAGUUCACAAACACAUACAAACACACACGCACACACACCCAUGCAUAUACACACAGAAGUAUAUAAUAUCAAAGUCCUGUUGUAAGUUGGAACGGCCUCAGAAAUGUGUUUGGGGAGAAAAAAAAUGGCUUGAAUAAAAGAAGCCUUCUGUAUUUUUAAGAAGAAAAAAAAGAUCAUUUGAAGAUGAGUUAUUUCACUGUACAGGAAUAAAAGAUGUAAGUAAUAAAAAAACUACUCGAGACUAGACGGUCCAGAUUUAGGUGGUGUAAUUUUUUUUCUGCAGAGGUAUACUGAAAAAAGGUUGGACAAUGAUGCAAGGAGAGGUGUGUUUUUUUGAAAAGCGAGAUUCCCAUUGGCCAAGAUUUACUAUGGACAAGCUUCUUGUUUUCACCUCCUCUGGAGGAGUAACGCCACGCUCAGAUCCCAGUCUAGAAACGUUCCGUUUUCACCCCCUACAUGUCUCAGAAGCAAGCCUUUGCCAUUGUUUUUCUCAUACUGCUGAAACGCUGCGGAAAGGUCUCAAAAAAUAGCAACUCCUGAAGGGCAGGUUCUUUUAGCUACAUCGGAUGAGGGAGCUCUCUGGAAAAGAAGGACGAGCUGGGGCUGAACUGGCAACUUCAGGAACCCUGCAGCAUUGACCCCCCCAGCCCCCUCCCCUUUACGGCAGCAGCAGCAACCAAGGUGGUGAUGCUUUGUGUUUGUAAAACUAUGUAUUCUGUGAUGUCUGUAUUGUUGUAAGAAAUGCUGAAAAAAAUGAAAAAAUAAAACUUCUCAAAUACC